GACCGACGUGCUGGUUCCGUGAUGACUCCAUCAACGGCCACGUCGUUUGGUUCACCUAUCGAUGGGCAUGCUUCUUCCACAUACCCCCAGAAAUUCGACUACCUACACCAAUCGCAUCACGAAUGAUCGACGACUCCCCUUGCACGCCUUCCAUUGUGGCGACACGAAGUCCUCCAUUGGAUGGCGAUCACAAUUCUCCCGUGAUCAGCUCCGUGUUGGAGCAAUCGGAUCCUACUUUCGACCUUGCUGACAGAUCAUUCCACCCUGCAUUUCCUUUGGAGACAAUGGCCGCAAAUGCAAGUCGGGCCGUAGUACAGCCGGUGUCAGUGUAUUCCAGCGAGUACCUACACAACCUUGACGAGACUUAUCUGGGGUUGAAGAGCGAAGUGGGCCAUAGCGAUCAUCCCAGCGUUCCUCAGAAUAACCACCAGGAGCUGUCAUUGUUUCCCGUUGAGACGGAGCGAUCGUCGACUGCGUCAAAAUCCCUCAACAAACUGCGGGAGGAAUCAUCCAGCUGGCUUCCUACGUUUUAUCCGUUGAUGGAUUCCCAUCCACGCAUGUACCACUACAAUCUUGGGAGUAUCGACCCAUCUCGUUAUCCCUCCUUCAACCUCUGUCCUACAUUCCGCCCGCAUAGUUCAGCAUCCAUUUUCCCCGGUAGAGCAUGGGUUUGUGAAAAUUCGUUCACUUCAGACGCACCCGAUCCUUUUAGAUAUCCCUUCAUUGUCAUCUAUCCUACGGUCUACCCAUGGAUAGAACCGUAUCCCGUUAUUGCCGGCCACCCAUCUCCGGAACCUGCGCCGGCAACCUGGCGAUGCAUGCAGGAAACCCACUCAAAUAUACAUCGACCCACCCUCCCUAAUAGCAGUGAACCAGAAGUCUCGGAGGAAGAUGGUCCCUUCCUAUCCCCAGCCAGUGCAUCGACUACUGAUACUCCGUUAGAGGUCCAAAUAGGCAUCUUCGACCGUUCUAUCCUAACGAUGACCUUCACUCCGGAUGUUCUAGACUUGGUAACAGGAAUCAUGAACGAGGCAGUGUCUGGGGGUCGUGACGGGGAGUUUCAUGAGGUCGAUGCCCCCAGUGGUUUCUCAGAGCUCGGUGCCGGGGUGCGCUUCCCUGCUGGGGGGUUUUCUUUGGCAGGGCAGCGUGAUCUGGAAAUUAACAGCAUGUCAAAAAAUGGACAGUGUACGCCAUCCGAAUACAGUGAUGAUGGUCAUCAGCGACGAUUCCAGAGUGUCACACGCGCUGCUGCAUCUAUAUCCUCUUUCAAGGCGGAGUCGCCAUUUCCUCAAGACGUCCCACCUGGGUCGUCGCCUCAUUUUGAUGGACCAUACGAUGAGGACGACGAGGGUGAUGAGGAAGCCCCUUGCCUUGAGCAAUUACGAUGCACAGUCACAUCGUCCAUUUAGCAUCGAUUCUUUUGAGUUGCCAUAUUCCUAGGGCGGCGGGUGAUGGAAACAACGCCCCAACCAAAUAAUGCUCUUAAUAUCG
Cantharellus anzutake is the source of this 1491-nucleotide messenger RNA. RefSeq lists its product as uncharacterized. The transcript is spliced from 2 exons. Bases 123 to 1409 code for a protein of 428 amino acids. Lineage: Eukaryota; Fungi; Basidiomycota; Agaricomycetes; Cantharellales; Hydnaceae. The record is from RefSeq and is a predicted model, not a curated record.